Geodia barretti is the source of this 396-nucleotide messenger RNA. NCBI's taxonomy places the organism in Eukaryota, Metazoa, Porifera, Demospongiae, Tetractinellida, Geodiidae. The record is from the annotation of a GenBank genome assembly.
AUGUCUCAGAGGCACUAUGGCCUGACAGGGGCCAUCAUCAAGUGUGCCUUCCAUGUCAGCAACGAAUUGGGUGCUGGGUUCCUCGAGUCCGUUUACGAAAAAGCAAUGCUGGUCGCAAUGAAGGACGAGGGAAUUACCGCUGUUUCACAAAAGCCCAUAGAAGUGACAUUCAGAGGCCAAGGGGUCGGAACCUUUUUCGCGGACUUACUGGUUGAGGACAAAGUUAUCGUAGAGCUGAAGGCGGCAAAAGCCAUUACCCCUGAACACCAAGCUCAACUAAUCAACUAUCUGAAGGCCACAGGUAUCGAGGUGGGACUGAUUCUAAACUUCGGCAACCCCAAGCUGGAGUACAAACGCUCACCGCUCACGCCGCCCCGAAUAAAUUUGGCGAAUUAG